AUGAAAAAUAACAGAAGAGGCUUAUUCAUAGUUCUAGAAGGGCUUGAUAAAUGUGGCAAAUCUACGCAAACUGAAUUAUUAAGUGAAGCUCUUGAAGCAAAAAAAAUGUAAUUUCCGGACAGAAGUACUUCAAUGGGCUUAAUCAUAUCCGAUUAUUUGAAAGGAAAAAGAGAUAUUAAUGAUCAAGUGAUUCAUCUAUUAUUUUCAGCAAAUAGAUGGGAAGCGAAGUAUUAAUUAUAAAGAAUCUAGAAAUACCAUAAUCGAAACGUUAAAUAAGGGAAUCAAUAUUGUUUGUGAUAGAUAUGCAUACUCUGGAGUUGCAUUUUCAUCUGCAAAAGGACUUCCCAUUUAAUGGUGUAAAUAAUGUGAUUCAGGUUUACCAAAACCAGAUCUUGUAAUAUACUUAAGAGCCCCAAUUAAAUAAUUAAAGGAUAGGGGAGAUUUUGGAGCAGAACGAUACGAAAAAUAAGAAUUUUAGUAAUAGGUUUAAGAGGUUUUUGAUAAAAUGGCUCAAGAAGAAUAAUUUAAUAUUAUUAAUGCUAUAUAAACCAAAGAAGAAAUAUUUUCUCAAAUAAUGGAACUUACCAAUGAUUAUUCUUAGAAUGCCCUUAUUAAUACAAUUGAAUAACUUUGGAGUUGA
Molecule: messenger RNA, 640 nt
Organism: Paramecium octaurelia
Lineage: Eukaryota; Ciliophora; Oligohymenophorea; Peniculida; Parameciidae
Source: the annotation of a GenBank genome assembly